This is a messenger RNA of Papaver somniferum (opium poppy), 3693 nucleotides long. Its product is annotated as ABC transporter C family member 10-like. The record is from RefSeq and is a predicted model, not a curated record. Gene Ontology annotation, biological process: transmembrane transport. The transcript has 12 exons. Gene Ontology annotation, cellular component: vacuolar membrane; plant-type vacuole. Lineage: Eukaryota; Viridiplantae; Streptophyta; Magnoliopsida; Ranunculales; Papaveraceae. The coding region runs from base 1 to 3693 and encodes 1230 amino acids. Gene Ontology annotation, molecular function: ATP binding; ABC-type transporter activity; ATP hydrolysis activity.
AUGAAGUGUGAGACCCAGUUUGCUAAAGCUGGGUUUCUUAGUAGAAUGUCGUUUUGGUGGCUAAAUCCAUUGAUGAAGAAGGGUAAGAAAAAAAAACUUGAAGAUGAUGAUAUACCAAUCUUAAGAAAGAUAGAUAGAGCUGAAUCAUGUUACUUAUUGUUCACCGAACAACUGAAAAAACAAAAGCAAAUCAAGCCAUCAAUUGCACGAGUGAUUGUUUUAUGUUACUGGAAAGAGAUUCUAAUAUCUGGGCUCUUUGCAUUUCUCAAGGUAAUCACUCUUUCAUCAGCCCCAUUGUUUCUUGGUGCCUUCAUUUCUGUUUGGGAAGGAAAAGAAGCUUCUAAGCACGAGGGCUACAUGCUAGCUAUAUUAUUGUUUUUGACCAAAUUCAUUGAGUCGCUGUCGCAGAGGCAGUGGUACUUCCGCUGUAGAUUGUUGGGAGUGCAAGUCAGGUCUUUGCUCUCAGCAUCUAUCUAUAGAAAGCAACUUAGGCUUUCUAAUGGUGUUAAGUCAAAGCAUUCAGCUGGCGAAAUAAUCAAUCUUGUCACUGUAGAUUGCUAUAGAGUGGGGGAAUUCCCUUAUUGGUUGCACCAUAUAUGGACAUCAUGCCUUCAAUUAUGUCUUGGAUUAGCGAUUCUUUACCGCACAGUUGGGUUUGUAUCAGUUGCAUCAUUAGUUGUAAUAUUAUUAUCCUUGUUAUGCAAUACUCCCUUAGCCAAAUUACAGCAAAAAUUUCAGAGUAAGCUUAUAGUGGCACAAGAUAAAAGGCUGAAGGCUAUAUCAGAGGCUAUUUUGAACAUGAAGGUUUUGAAGCUUUAUGCCUGGGAGAUGUCUUUCAAAUCUGUUAUUGAAAGAUUGAGGAAAGAGGAGCUCAAGGUUUUGAAAGUUACUCAGCUUCUGAUGGGAUAUACUGUAUUUCCUCUCAAUGCUACAAAUGUCUUCACUUUUGUGGCAACUUUACGCAUUGUUCAGGAACCCAUUAGACUGACUCCAGAGAUCAUUGCAAUGAUCAUUCAUGUAAAAGUUGCAUUUAGACGUAUUGUAGAAUUUCUUGCAGCACCUGAGUUAGAGUGUAAAGAAGUUAGGAAGCUGGAACGAACAAAGCAAGAUAAAUACGCCAUUUAUAUCAGUUCAGCUAAUCUCUCAUGGGAAGAUAACUCAUCAAUUCUUAACUUAAAGAGCAUAGACUUAGAGGUUAAAGUUGGUGAGAAAGUGGCCAUUUGUGGGGAGGUUGGUGCAGGUAAAUCAACCCUGUUAGCAGCACUACUUGGAGAAAUUCCUAAGUUGGAGGGAACGGUUCAAGUUAAUGGGAAGAUUGCUUAUGUUUCUCAGAUGGCAUGGAUUCAGUCUGGAAGCAUACAAGCCAAUAUUCUGUUUGGCUCCCCCAUGGAUAAGCAAAGAUAUCAAGAAACAAUAGAAAAGUGUUCACUGGUGAAGGACCUUGACAUGCUACCAUUCGGCGAUCAAACUGAAAUAGGAGAAAGAGGAAUCAAUUUGAGUGGUGGCCAGAAGCAGCGAAUUCAACUUGCUCGCGCACUCUAUCAGGAUGCUGACAUAUAUCUUCUAGAUGAUCCAUUUAGUGCUGUCGAUGCCCAUACUGCUAUAAACAUAUUUAAUGAAUAUAUAAUGGGUGCUCUAUCGGAGAAGACGGUCGUACUUGUUACACAUCAAGUUGAUUUCCUUCCUUCAUUUGAUUCUAUUUUGUUGAUGUCAGGUGGGCAAAUCCAACAUGCGGCUUCAUAUCAAAUAUUGUUGUCUUCUAGUCGAGCAUUUCGUGAACUUGUCCAUGCACACAAAGCUACAACUACUUCUGAAAGACCCCACAUUCAAUUAGUAACUUCUUCCGGUGAGUGUGAAACCUAUUCCGGAAAGACUCGGGAAAGUUAUUGCGGAAAUCAGUUAAAUGAGUCAGUUGAGCAUCAGCUGAUUGAGCAAGAAGAGAGAGAAACCAGGGACACUGCAGGAUUAAAGCCAUAUAUACAGUAUUUGAAUCAAAACAAAAGCUUCAUUUACUUCUCUGUAGCUGUCCUAAGCCAAAUCAUAUUUUUUGUUGGCCAAGUAUUACAAAACUAUUGGAUGGCUGCUAAUGUUCAUAACCCUCACGUCACCCAAUUGCGACUGAUCCUGGUGUACAUUCUGAUUGGAUGUAGCUCAAUGUUCUUUGUACUCUUUAGAUCUCUUUCUACAGUUGCUUUGGGCAUAAUUUCUUCCAAGUCACUAUUUGAUCAGCUAUUGAAAUCUCUUUUCCAUGCUCCAGUAUCCUUUUAUGAAUCUACACCUUUGGGAAGGAUACUAAGUCGGGUUUCUUCUGAUCUGAGUAUUGUAGACCUUGACCUUCCAUCUACCUUCGUUGUUGCUGCUAUGAGUAGUGCUAAUACUUGUUUCAAUCUGGGAGUAGUAGCUGUUAUUACAUGGCAGGUUUUAGUCGUUUCUAUACCGUUGGUAUAUAUGGUGAUUCUGUUGCAGAGAUACUAUUCUGCUUCUGCAAAAGAGUUCAUGCGGAUGAGUGGAACUACCAAGUCAAUGCUAGCAAGCCAUCUGGGUGAAUCUAUAGCAGGAGCUAUGACAAUUAGAGCUUUUGAGCAGGAAAACCGAUUCUUCACAGAGAAUCUUGAUCUCAUUGACAAAAACUGUGGUCCAUCUUUUCAUAUAUUUUCGGCAAAUGAGUGGUUGAUCCAGCGUUUGGAAACACUUUGCUCCAUUAUUCUUUGCUGCUCAGCCCUGGUGAUAGUUCUGCUUCCUACUAAAAUUUUCGGUUCGGGAUUUAUCGGGAUGGCACUGUCUUAUGGUCUUUCAUUGAACCAUUUCCUAGUUGUUGCUGUUCAAAACAAGUGCACACUAGCAAACUAUAUGGUUUCUCUAGAAAGGCUAAACCAGUACAUGCACAUUCUCAGUGAAGCUCCAGAACUCAUUGAAGGAAACCGACCCAUGCCCAGUUGGCCUGCGAUAGGUAGAGUGGAGAUCCACGAUCUGAAGAUGAGGUAUAGGUUGAAUACUCCAAUUGUUCUUCAAGGGAUUAGUUGCAUAUUCGAAGGAGGCCACAAGAUUGGGAUUGUUGGUAGAACAGGAAGUGGGAAGUCAACUCUAAUAGGUGCAUUGUUUCGACUCGUAGAACCAGUAGGGGGGAAAAUCAUCAUUGACGGCAUUGACAUCUCAACCAUUGGGCUUCAUGAUCUACGAUCACGGUUAGGGAUCAUCCCUCAAGAUCCUACACUCUUUAAUGGUACUGUCAGAUACAAUUUAGAUCCCCUAUCUCAACAUGUGGACGAGGAAAUUUGGGAGGUUCUUGAUAAAUGUCAGCUUCGACAGAUUGUAAAAGUCGCAGAUGAGGGUUUAGAUAGUUCAGUUCAACAAGACGGUGUAAACUGGAGCAUGGGACAGCGGCAAUUGUUUUGUCUGGGGCGAUCUCUGUUAAGGAGAAGCCAGAUAUUGGUGCUUGACGAAGCUACUGCUUCAAUCGACAGCGCAACAGACUACAUUCUCCAAAAAACCAUAAGGACAGAAUUCGAAAAUUGUACUGUUAUUACAGUGGCCCACAGAAUACCUACGGUUAUGGACAGUACGAUGGUUCUCGGCUUAAGUGAUGGGAAAAUUGUGGAGUAUGAUGAACCAGUGAAGUUGAUCGCGGAUGAAGGAUCGUUGUUUGGGCAACUUGUGAAGGAAUACUGGUCUCACAGCCACACUGCAUAUUAA